Molecule: messenger RNA, 771 nt
Organism: Mucor mucedo
Lineage: Eukaryota; Fungi; Mucoromycota; Mucoromycetes; Mucorales; Mucoraceae
Exons: 5
Coding region: 1-771 (256 amino acids)
Source: RefSeq, a predicted model, not a curated record
AUGCGUACAAUUAUAUCCGUUUAUAGUCUGAUCCCAGCCAUUUACAGUGUAAUCGCAGCCAUUUAUGCUGACACAAGCACCAAGCCGUUGUCCAAGGUUAAGAACAUAAGAAGAACUGAGGCAUACUACCACAACUAUCUCGUCAAGUACGAGCCCCACAACAACAUGGAGAGAAAUGUCUCCAAUAUUUAUAAGCAUAUAAUCGAGCAGCACUUGUUUAGAUCCUUUAUGCUAACACAAGCAUUUAUUGGAUCAUGUUCAGAGCAGUCACUAAAUAUCAAAGUCUGGUCUCAUUUAUUCGAAUGCUUUUUUGGUAGAAACCCAGAUUUGUUUCUCCAAUGGGAUAAGACCAGGGCUGCCGACUGUACCGCUGCAGCACUUGACUUCAAGUUGGAUUUGAGGAUUACUGUCAAUACUGAAAAGGAAAAUCAUGAAGUUGCCACUGCUGAGCUAGCUAAAUUAAAAUCAACUACGGAAUCCAAGUUGUAUAAUCAUAAGCUCAAGCUGGCUCUCGGAACAGAAUGUCUUUACAAAGGGAUAUUGGGCUCUUUAAUCGUAAUUGAUUGCACGGUUAAUCAAGAGCAUUCUGGCUGGUGUACUUCAUGCCUGGUUCAAGAAACUGCCAGGCAAGGGAGAAAACGCUCUUCCUUACAAAAAGAUGGGGCUUCUUGCUAUAUUGGGGUUUACAUACGGUCUUCCGCUUCUUUUUUAGCCUUUUCUAGGAAAAGACUGGCCACAUUCCUAAAGACUAGCCAAAUUCCUAAAAGCUAA